This is a messenger RNA of Perca fluviatilis (European perch), 3318 nucleotides long. Its product is annotated as keratin-associated protein 10-4-like. Lineage: Eukaryota; Metazoa; Chordata; Actinopteri; Perciformes; Percidae. The record is from RefSeq and is a predicted model, not a curated record. The transcript has 4 exons. The coding region runs from base 558 to 2450 and encodes 630 amino acids.
UUGUAGGCCUACAGUCGGGCUGUAAACGGUUUCGGGCUUUUAAAAAGCUGUCUAUCAAAAUGUGCUUGUCGGGCUCGGGCCGAGCUCUAUCGGGCUCGGGGCCUUUUCGGGCCGUACUUUUAAGGCCCAAUUACAGCUCUAAUCUGGCCACUUUAACAGGAAAUCAACUUUGGGGCCAUUUAGAAUGGAUAUGUUUACAACUGUGAAAUGGUCUAUGGACAAACCUGCCAGCAAAAAGCGACGAAAAACAGCGAAGAAAUGGCCCAAAACUGCAUAGCGCCCCUUUAAAAUCUGACAUACUACGUGGAAACGAGUUGACAUGCCGUACAGACACAGACGUCUGUCCUUAUUUCGUGCCCAGCAGGUGGAGAGGAACACAUGGCACUCAGCCCGACUCACAACUUGCACAAUUCAAAAAAAGCUGUUUUCUUCACCAAAAUGACCACGUUUUUACCUCGGCUCUUACGGCACAUUUAUUAUUGUAUCGAUAGCGCUUGUUUUCUACAUCUGAUCUGAAGUGUUCUUGCUCUCCCUGUAAUGCCUUUUCCAUUUCAAACAUGUCCAGGCUGCUGUCACAUGUCCAUGUCCAGGUUGUUGUCACAUGUCCAGGUUGUUGUCACAUGUCCAGGUUGUUGUCACAUGUCACAUGUACAGGCUGUUGUCACAUGUCCAUGUCCAGGUUGUUGUCACAUGUCCAUGUCCAGGUUGUUGUCACAUGUCCAGGUUGUUGUCACAUGUCCAGGUUGUUGUCACAUGUCACAUGUACAGGCUGUUGUCACAUGUCCAUGUCCAGGUUGUUGUCACAUGUCCAUGUCCAGGUUGUUGUCACAUGUCCAGGCUGCUGUCACAUGUCACAUGUCCAGGUUGUUGUCACAUGUCCAUGUCCAGGUUGUUGUCACAUGUCCAGGUUGUUGUCACAUGUACAGGUUGUUGUCACAUGUCCAGGUUGUUGUCACAUGUCCAGGUUGUUGUCACAUGUCCAUGCUGCUGUCACAUGUCACGUGUACAGGCUGUUGUCACAUGUCCAGGUUGUUGUCACAUGUCCAGGUUGUUGUCACAUGUCCAGGUUGUUGUCACAUGUCACAUGUACAGGCUGUUGUCACAUGUCCAUGUCCAGGUUGUUGUCACAUGUCCAGGUUGUUGUCACAUGUCCAUGUCCAGGUUGUUGUCACAUGUCCAGGCUGCUGUCACAUGUCCAGGUUGUUGUCACAUGUCCAGGUUGUUGUCACAUGUCCAUGUCCAGGUUGUUGUCACAUGUCCAUGUCCAGGUUGUUGUCACAUGUCCAGGUUGUUGUCACAUGUCCAGGCUGCUGUCACAUGUCACAUGUCCAGGUUGUUGUCACAUGUCACAUGUCCAGGUUGUUGUCACAUGUCCAGGUUGUUGUCACAUGUCACAUGUCCAGGUUGUUGUCACAUGUCCAGGCUGCUGUCACAUGUCCAGGUUGUUGUCACAUGUCCAGGUUGUUGUCACAUGUACAGGUUAUUGUCACAUGUCCAUGUCCAGGUUGUUGUCAUAUGUCCAGGCUGUUGUCACAUGUCCAGGCUGUUGUCACAUGUACAGGUUGUUGUCACAUGUCCAGGUUGUUGUCACAUGUCCAGGCUGCUGUCACAUGUCCAGGCUGUUGUCACAUGUCCAGGUUAUUGUCACAUGUCCAUGUCCAGGCUGCUGUCACAUGUCCAGGUUGUUGUCACAUGUCCAGGUUGUUGUCACAUGUCCAGGCUGCUGUCACAUGUCCAGGUUGUUGUCACAUGUCCAGGUUGUUGUCACAUGUCCAUGUCCAGGCUGCUGUCACAUGUCCAGGUUGUUGUCACAUGUCCAGGUUGUUGUCACAUGUCCAGGUUGUUGUCACAUGUCCAUGUCCAGGCUGUUGUCACAUGUUCAGGUUGUUGUCACAUGUACAGGUGGUUGUCACAUGUCCAUGUCCAGGUUGUUGUCACAUGUCCAUGUCCAGGCUGCUGUCACAUGUCCAGGUUGUUGUCACAUGUCCAUGUCCAGGUUGUUGUCACAUGUCCAUGUCCAGGCUGUUGUCACAUGUCCAGGUUGUUGUCACAUGUACAGGCUGUUGUCACAUAUCACAUGUACAGGCUGUUGUCACAUGUACAGGUUAUUGUCACAUGUCCAUGUCCAGGUUGUUGUCACAUGUCCAUGUCCAGGUUGUUGUCACAUGUCCAUGUCCAGGUUGUUGUCACAUGUCCAGGUUGUUGUCACAUGUCCAGGUUAUUGUCACAUGUCCAGGUUGUUGUCACAUGUCCAGGUUAUUGUCACAUGUCCAGGUUGUUGUCACAUGUCCAGGUUGUUGUCACAUGUCCAGGUUGUUGUCACAUGUCCAGGUUGUUGUCACAUGUCCAGGUUGUUGUCACAUGUCCAGGUUGUUGUCACAUGUACAGGCUGUUGUCACAUGUCCAGGUUGUUGUCACAUGUCCAGGUUGUUGUCACAUGUACAGCCUGAUGUCACAUGUCCAUGUCCAGGUUGUUGUCACAUGUCCAGGUUAUUGUCACAUGUCCAAGUUGUUGUCACAUGUCCAGGUUGUUGUCACAUGUACAGGCUGCUGUCACAUGUCCAGGUUGUUGUCACAUAUACAGGCUGUUGUCAUAUGUCCAUGUCCAGGUUGUUGUCACAUGUCCAUGUCCAGGUUGUUGUCACAUGUCCAUGUCCAGGCUGCUGUCAUAUGUCCAUGUCCAGGUUGUUGUCACAUGUCACAUGUCCAGGUUGUUGUCACAUGUACAGGCUGUUGUCACAUGUACAGACUGUUGUCACAUGUACAGGCUGUUGUCACAUGUACAGGCUGAUGUCACAUGUCCAUGUCCAGGUUGUUGUCACAUGUACAGGUUUUUCAUAUUUUAGCCCUUUGGCUCUUCCGAUGCCUCACAGAUCUAAAGGCCUUCCUCUCGUUUGGUGUCCAACGAACACAUGUGUGAAAGGUUGAGCUCAUGAUGCAUCAGAGCGAUAGAAUAUAGUCCAUUUUGUUACCGAGUCGAACAUCCAAAAUGUCAGUUUGCGGCUGGCUGGCUGGCUGGCUGGCUGGCUGGGUGUGUGUGUGUGUGUGUGUGUGUGUGUGUGUGUGUGUGUGUGUGUGUGUGUGUGAGCAUGGUUUCUCUAUUCUCUGCGUACUUGAUGUAAAAAGAAGAGAAUCUGAAUCAGACUGAAGUGCCUCCUUGUUCGCAUGAUUUACCGGAACAGACACCAGACUGUCCCUCUCUGUUUGUUUACACACACACCUAUACACACACACACAUAUAUACACACACACACACAGAGACACACACACAUACACACAGACAGAUACACAUACACAGACAGAUACACGCACACACAA